CGACUUCUGUCAAAGUAUGUUCAUCGCUGACAGUCACUGGAUUUAAAAGAAAUGUUGUGCUGCACUUUGUCAGGUCUUGUCACUCUUGCCCUGUGUGUGGUGGUAAGAGGCGACACGGACCCCUGCCAGGAAGGUAACCACCAGGUGAUAAGGGAGGUGCAUCGCUCCAUUCGCUACACGAUUGGGUCCAUGGAGACCCCCAUCUGUGACACAGACCUCAUACCUGGGUGGUACAUUUUCAACUCCACUAAGGUCGAAAAAAUCCCAGAGAGCUGCGUACAAAGAUUUCACUGCGGGACAGUAGCUCCUGUGUGGAUGUAUGGGGGCCAUCCAGGUGUCGCAGACGGCAUUGUGACAAGAAAAGCAUGCGCCAAUUUCGAUUCGGCCAGGUCCUGCUGUGAUUUUGAUUUAUCGAUACAAGUGAAGAACUGUGGUGGUUUCUUCGUUUACUUUCUGCAGCCCACCCCAAGCUGCCCCAUCGCCUAUUGCGCAGGAGAUCAAGAGGUUUGCCCUGCUGGCAAGUGGAGCGACAGCGGCAGUCCACCAUGUAGAGAUGUGCAUCCAAAACUUCGGUCGGAGCCAGUCUUGAAAGGACCAAUAGUCAAUGGAAGUCAAUUCGAAUUUACCUGCACCAUUGAUUUUCCUGACGUGGACCCGGAUGCAAGGUUUGAUGUGAUGUGGACGUUUGAUGGUAAAGAAGAUGAUGUCAUAGGGUCAACAGUGUUAUCAGACCCCGACCGUGUGGCGCAUUUAAAUGGCUCUGCCCUAAAGGGCCACAUGGGUACUGAGGUAGGGUGCAAAGUACGUUCGUAUUAUUUCGGCAGUAGCUUACCACGGAGUCCUUGGUUAUCCAGCAACACCUACUGGGCAGGAAUCCGGACAGAUCCACCUGUUCUUCAAAUCAGUGAAGCAGCAGAAGAACUGACCAAUAUCCGUCUCACAUCCACAAUCCCAAUCAUUUGCAACUUUCCCCAAGAUUGUUCUCUGACCGUAAAGCUCCAUGUGGAUGGUACAGCAAAUAAUGCUAUGGCCAACAUCUGCCAGUACAAAAUUCCGGCAGUGGACGGGUUUACUGACGUACAGGUAGUGGCCAAGAAGGACCUCAUCAACGACGGUGACAAGGACCUCCUCUUGAGCUUUGAGCCAAUGCUAGGGGUUGGUGUCGGUGGACCCUACCUCUCAGCUUUCGAAGGCUAUCGUCCUCAGACAACGAAAGUCACUGUGAAGGAUGUCGGGACAAAAACUUGCUCAUGGCAAGGAGACCCUCAUAUACAAGGGUUCGAAUCCAACAGAAAAUUCAACCUUUACAGAGUCGGAGACUACACAAUGUACGAAAAUCCCAGUAGAGCCUUCGAGAUACAAGCUCGCACGUGGCCGUGCUGUAGCAUGCGCGUGACGUGCGUAUGUGGCGUGGUCAUCAGAGAGGUCAACGAUGUCAUUCGAAUCGACCAGUGCGACCAGCGGUACGGCAACCCUCACACGUCACCAAUCAUCAAGGUGUACAAUGGACCGUUGCGAGAAGGAACUAGUAUACAGAGAUCGAGAGACGGCAGUAGAAUCACUGUAAACCUUCCCUCAGGUACUGGCAUCAUCAUCCGCCAUCAAAACUACGGCCUCGAUGUGGACAUAUUGGCAUCAAGCGUGGACCAGGGCAAAGGGAGGGGGGUGUGCGGUACCUUUGAUGGCAACCCUUUCAAUGAGCUCACCCACCGCAGCGGGUUCGUGGAUCGGUGGAGCGAUCUGCCAGAAGCCUUCACACAAUCUUGGCUAAAAAGCGGACAGGAAAGCUUGUUCAAGUAUAUUCCGGCCAAAAUAACUGAUCCUUAUACUGUCAGAUACUGUUCUUGCGACACUGGGAACAGAGUCAACUGCACGCCUGCACCUGUGUCUCCCAACACUGGAGUACCAUGCCCGGGCUGCCCUCCCGCACCGUAUCAACAAGUAGCACCAGCGGGAGGGAAAAGGUCUCUGACUGACGCAGACACGGACGAACCGGAAGCUGUGUAUGAUCCAGACAAUUUUACAGACUUUGUGCCCGGAAAUGCAACAUGGCCGACACCCAGUGGCAUCACGGAAGAGCAAGCCAGGACCAAAUGCCAGUUGGCUUUGACUAGCUCCCAGCUGUGGACUCACUGCCAGGACAAAGAGAAAGUGGAUAACUUCAUUGAGAACUGUGUUACUGAUAUCGAAUUUGGAGACACAUUCGAGUUUGCGGACUCCUACAGGGAAUCGUUCGAAACUGAUUGCCAGCUGGAGCUCAGCAGAGACCCCAGAAAUUACGUCACUUCCGCUACAGGAGAACUUGAAAUGAAGCCGGAACUUUCUACGGACAUCUGCAGCACGAAGUGUCUGCUUCAUGGAACCUGCAACAAAGGGCAGUGUGUCUGUGAGUCCGGCUACACGGGAGACAACUGCCAUCUUCUUGCGGGCAAAGGACCACAACUCUCUAGAAUCAGAAAUUCCAACAUUUGUGACGUCAACGAGCGGCCAUGUCGGAAGAUCUUCAUCGAUGUUAGUAACAUCGACCUCGCGGAUCGGCUGACGUGUAGAGUGCAGGAGGUUCUACCGGAUGGAUCCGUUUCACAAAAUUCUUCCCUGGAGCAGGGCGAGUUUCUUUCUGCUGGCAGACUGGCGUGCAACAUUCCUGACGCAAAGGUCAAAACAGAAAAGUCAGUAAAGAUCUACCUCAUUUCCGCUUCCAACGAUGGUCACAUGUACGGAAACCAGUUGAACCUGACGGUGUAUGAUUCCCGUUGUCAAGCGUGUGAUGGGGUCUCCUGUCGCCAGAAGAGUACAGCGUGUCUGAUUGACAGUCUGUGCUACGAGGACGGAUCCCAGAACCCAGCCAACACCAGUGAAGUGUGUCGCGUGUCCACCUCCACGACCCAGUGGACGUCUGUGGCUCCUGUCUCGGUUGACUUCCCAGUCAUCACCGCGGUCAGCCUGACUAGAUCACCUGACAACAGGAUGCUGCUGUGCACUAUAAGCUCCGGCGAUGUAAAACCCACAGCCAGCUACCGCGUGACCUGGGCUGUCGAUGGCGUCUGGUAUCGCGAGAUGGAGGUGUCGAGAGGUCAACUACAAGUCGUCCUCGUCCUGGCAAACUUCAAAAACGCUCAUGAGGUGAUGUGCCGAGUGCGGUCUUACUACAGUGAUCGAAACAUCCUCAGUUCUUUUACUGUCAGCAAUGUUUUCUCCCUAUAGGAUCAUCGUGCCGGUUAAUCAAAAUCCCAUCAUUUUUUUCCUUCCUGUUAUCAUCGAAUACGAAGAGGAAUCCCACUAUGUGAUGAUAUUCAAAUAAUAUCUUCUUCACCUUGAAGACUAGUCAAUAAAAAAAAAA
This is a messenger RNA of Pomacea canaliculata, 3340 nucleotides long. Its product is annotated as von Willebrand factor D and EGF domain-containing protein-like. The record is from RefSeq and is a predicted model, not a curated record. Lineage: Eukaryota; Metazoa; Mollusca; Gastropoda; Architaenioglossa; Ampullariidae.